GAGCUCACGUCAUUCUCUUGUGAGCUAACUUGGCAUGCUUAAUUUCACUAGAAUCUGUCACAAUAUGUUGUCGAUAAAAGGUUAUUCCUCCAAGAUGUUUUUCAGUGAUGUGUUUUUAUUCAAUAUACCGAAUGAAGAAGAGCAUCGUCAGAUAAAAUUUUACCGGAGGAGCCUUAGGGAUUCGUCAAACCCGUUGGAGUUGCCUGAGGAAUUAUUUUUAAGACGUUAUAGAGUAAAUAAAGAAGUGUUUGUAUAUCUCCAUACUCAGCUCCAUUUGCCUAAUGGAGCUAGAUGUACUUUUAUUCCUCCCAUCCUACAAUUGGCAACGACAUUACAACUACUGGGCGGUGGAUCAUACCAGUGGCAAGUUGGAGUAGAUUUUGUCGCUCCAAUGAGUCAAAGUACCGUACAUUAUGUUACUACAUCUGUUAUUAAAGAAAUGGAGAGCGCAUUUUGCAAGAAAUGGAUUCGAUUUAAAAUUUCGAACGUAACUAAGCAAUUUUUUUAUGCGAAAUAUCGUAUACCAAGCGUUAUCGGUUGUAUUGACGGUACACACAUUAUGAUGCUACGCCCCCAACAAAACGAGCAUAUGUUUUUCAAUCGCAAGGGAAAGCAUAGCAUAAAUGCUAUGAUUAUUUGUAAUGAAACGCUGGAAAUUAUGUCUGUGAACGCUAAAUAUGGAGGCUGUGCUCAUGACAGUUUUGUUUGGCAACAGAGUAAGGAGCGUGCUAUGUUGGAAACUGAAUACGAUAAAGGAAUGCGAAAUAUUUGGCUUCUAGGUAUGAUCAAAUGUUUACUCUGA
Molecule: messenger RNA, 802 nt
Organism: Topomyia yanbarensis
Lineage: Eukaryota; Metazoa; Arthropoda; Insecta; Diptera; Culicidae
Product: putative nuclease HARBI1
Exons: 4
Coding region: 35-802 (255 amino acids)
Source: RefSeq, a predicted model, not a curated record